Messenger RNA from Chaetomium globosum CBS 148.51, 2349 nucleotides. RefSeq lists its product as uncharacterized. The transcript has 7 exons. NCBI's taxonomy places the organism in Eukaryota, Fungi, Ascomycota, Sordariomycetes, Sordariales, Chaetomiaceae. The record is from RefSeq and is a predicted model, not a curated record. Gene Ontology annotation, molecular function: protein binding. Gene Ontology annotation, cellular component: endosome. Bases 1 to 2349 code for a protein of 782 amino acids.
AUGACGACCUCCAAUAUCUUGUCGCUUCCUUUUCGGAAGUCGACCCAGCUCUCGCUCGCCUCGUCGAUCCGCCAGUACAUCUCGAAGAAGUACGACCAGCACCCGGACAUGUUUCGCCAGGACCUCGAGGUGAUCGACUUCUUGCGCCGCGACGCCGUCAACUCGCGUGACGCCCACCCCAGCGGGAUUAAGAAGUUGCAGACAUACGCCGGGCAGCUCGUGGGGAUGAAUGGGAAAUUCCCCGUCGAUAUCGGCGUCGACUUCACAUGGUAUCCCGCGCUGGGCUACCACACCGAACAUCCCCUAGUCCAGAACAACCUCACAUACGAACUCAUGAACGUCCUCUACAACCUGGCCGCAUUAUACUCGCAGCUUGCCAUGUCAUCCAACCGGGGCAGCACCGAGGGUCUAAAGACAGCAGCGAGCUACUUCUCCCAAGCCGCCGGGGUGCUAAAGCAUAUCAGGACCGAAGUGCUCCCCGAGCUGCGCAUGCCCAACCCGCCCGAUGAUAUGGACGACGCGACGCUGGAGUCCCUGACGGAGUUGUUCCUGGCUCAGAGUCAAGAGUGUUUUUGGCAGAAAGCCGUGAUGGAUGGGUACAAAGACGCCUCGAUCGCCAAGCUAGCCGCGCGAGUGUCGGAUCUUUACAACCUAGCCGGGGAGGCGGCGAUGCGCAGCGAGGCCAUCAGUUCUGCUUGGAUCCACCACAUGAGUGCCAAGCACCACCACUUCGCCGCUGCCGCCCAGUAUCGCGCUGCGUGGGUUGAAGGAAAUGCAGGGGGAGGGUACAUCAACAAGGCCGUGGUGGACGAUCUUCAGGGGCUGAAAAGACGAGUGGAGGAUGACCUUAAGCGGGCCGACAAAGACAACGACAUUCUUUACCUCCAGAUCGUUCCACCGAAGUCUGAACUGAAAAUCCUUGAACGCGCGAACAUGGCCGUGGCUCGUGUCCCGCCGCAGGUUGCAAACCCGCACGAGUACAUGGGGGACCACGCCGAGUUUGGGCCUGCCCUGUUCACCAAGCUGGUUCCGUUUUCUGUCCAUCUGGCCGUUUCCAUUUACGAGGAACGGAGGGAUCGUCUCGUCAACAACAAGAUUGUCGUGGAACUCGAGACCAUGACCGACAAGCUGCACGAGAUCCUCUCCAGCUUAAACCUUCCCGGCUCACUGCAAGCACUCGAGAAGCCGUUGGGGCUGCCUGGCACCCUUACGCAACACGCCGACGAAAUUCGGCAGGCCGAUGCCAUCGAUCGACUUCAACGCGGCCUCACUGAUAUUGAGAAGCUUUGCGCGAGCGACAAGGCGGUGUUUGACGAGGGUCGAUCGCUGCUGGCAGCCGAGGAGGAGGAGGACAACAGUAUGCGGCUGAAACAUGGCACGCAGCGCUGGGCGCGGCCAGAGUCUCGGGUCGAACCGAGCCGCGACGGUGGUUCCAGGCUGUGGAACCAAGCGGCCGAGAUCGAGGGUUACUUUGCCUCGAGUACCUCUAGCGAUGCGGUGGUCCGUGAGAAAUUCGCAGCGGUCAAGGACACACUGGCCAUCCUCGCCGGCCCUGACCGAGGCUUGAUGGACUACAUCCCGAACAGUAGGAAGACCGAGAUCCCUGAGCUCCUGAAACCAGCCAUAGGAAGGUUGAGAGGUGCUUACAACGACGUCCUGCGUCUCGAAUCCAGGAGGAGAAAACGCAUCGAGUCUCUUCGGGCCAGAAGCCGUGCCGAUGAGAUCAAAACGGAUUAUUCUCGGAGAAGCGGCGCGUCUGGAACGGUUAUAUCCCAACACUCCGAUUUCGUGGAGAAGGAACUGGCGGAUCAAGAGAAGACCAUCGAGGAUCUCCAACGGGCGAACCGAGAUUUCGAGGCGCAGAAGCGGAGCAUUGGCGAGAAGGGGAGUCACGAGAGAGAGAAAGCACUGCAGCGGCUCGACAACGCGUACUAUAAAUACAAGGAGAUUGUCAGCAAUGUGGAGGUGGGGAGGAAGUUCUACAACGACCUCAGCAGGAUCGUCGAGGGGUUCCGGAACCAGGCGCGCCAAUGGGUCAACGAGAGGAGGAAGGAGGCGCGCGCCCUCGAAGACCUCAAUCCAAUCGGCAGACCAUCCAUGCCCCGCCACCGGUUGAGGCGCAGAUCCAGAGUUGGGCCGACAACGUACAGCCGCAGCAACCCCGGGCCAAUACCACCCGUCGCUCCCGUUGCUAGUAUGCAGGGUGCAUGGACCCCUGAGAUGGGGAUACGAUUCAGCGGGCCGCCUGCCACCGGCGGGAGUAACAAUCUCCAGGCGGGAAGACAGGGAGCAACGAAGCCGCCUACGAGAGGGGCGUGGGACCCGAAUACCGGGAUUCGCUUUGGUUAA